Molecule: messenger RNA, 2965 nt
Organism: Perca fluviatilis (European perch)
Lineage: Eukaryota; Metazoa; Chordata; Actinopteri; Perciformes; Percidae
Gene: wnt7aa
Product: wingless-type MMTV integration site family, member 7Aa
Exons: 4
Coding region: 416-1465 (349 amino acids)
Biological process (GO): positive regulation of JNK cascade; neuron differentiation; cell fate commitment
Cellular component (GO): extracellular region
Molecular function (GO): frizzled binding; cytokine activity
Source: RefSeq, a predicted model, not a curated record
AUCAUGCGUUUUCCGGGAGAGCAGAUGCCAAGCAACAAGUGUGACGAGCCCGAACAUUUGACUGGGUCCCUUGUCUCAGCUGUGAGACGGAUGAUCUGAGCGUGUACCUGCAGGCUGCUCCUGUGCAGAACACGCCCUGAUAGAAAAGGUAGACACACACACACACACACACACUCAGCCUGAUCACUGACCUGAAAACAACAGCCCCAAUGCUCCACCUCAGGCUCCUCACACCACCGGACACCUACCAAAUGAAAUCCAAACGAGUUUAUUUCCACAAACGUCUGGCGUAUCCCGAGGAACUUUAUUCACGCGUGCAGCUCGGAGCUCCUGGACACCCCGCGGGAUUCGAGAGAGAAAUAAGGCUGGUUGUUGCAACGGCAGAGCGUUAACCCACCGGCUCGGGCUGAGCACCAUGAGUAGGAAGGCACGGCGCUGGAUUUUCCAUUUCUUCCUUUGCCUUGGAGUAUUAUAUCUGAAAAUCGGGGGUCUGUCAUCGGUGGUUGCGCUGGGAGCGAGCAUCAUCUGUAAUAAAAUCCCCGGUUUGGCCCCCCGUCAGAGGACUAUCUGUCAGAGCCGACCCGACGCGAUCAUAGUGAUCGGAGAGGGAGUUCAGAUGGGCAUCAAUGAGUGUCAGUUUCAGUUCAGACACGGACGCUGGAACUGCUCGGCCCUGGCAGAGAGGACCGUGUUCGGGAAAGAGCUCAAAGUGGGCAGCAAGGAGGCUGCGUUCACCUAUGCUAUCAUUGCCGCCGGGGUCGCCCAUGCAGUCACUGCGGCCUGCACCCAGGGGAGCCUGAGCGGCUGCGGCUGCGACAAGGAGAAACAGGGUUUUUACAACCAGGAGGAGGGCUGGAAGUGGGGCGGCUGCUCUGCAGACGUUCACUACGGCCUGGGUUUCUCUAAGGUGUUUGUGGACGCACGGGAGAUCAAGCAAAAUGCCAGGACUCUUAUGAAUUUACAUAACAAUGAAGUGGGACGCAAGGUCCUGGAGAAGGGCAUGCGUCUGGAGUGCAAGUGUCACGGUGUGUCGGGAUCCUGCACCACCAAGACGUGCUGGACGACGCUCCCCAUGUUCCGGAAGCUGGGAUACAUCCUCAAGGACAAGUACAACCAGGCAGUGCACGUGGAGCCGGUACGAGCCAGCCGCAACAAGCGCCCCGCAUUCCUUAAGGUCAAGAAACCCCACUCAUACCGCAAGCCCAUGGACACAGAGCUGGUCUACAUUGAGAGGUCACCCAACUACUGUGAGGCUGACCCUCUGACCGGCAGCAUGGGAACACAGGGUCGCCUGUGCAACAAAACGGCUCAGCAGCCCAACAGCUGCGACUUGAUGUGUUGCGGUCGAGGAUAUAACACACACCAGUACUCACGCGUUUGGCAGUGCAACUGCAAGUUCCUGUGGUGCUGCUAUGUGAAAUGCAACACCUGCAGUGAGAGGACGGAGGUGUAUACCUGUAAAUAGAAAUAUUUAUUGGAUGUGUAUUUAGACAUCCAAUAAAUAUAUUACUGCGUGUGGAUGUAUUGGCGUGUUAAUGUAUUUAAGAAUAAGGUUUCUCUGUGGCUGGUACAUGCGUGCGGAGCAUCAGCCUUUCUGUCUUGGCAUUACAACAAUCACGACAGCCGGUUCCUCCAAUGUGUGUUGAUUCUACUGAUGCCAAUGGACAUCUGCCAUGACACUGGACUCAAGCUAUGGGCUCAUAAAUUAUUGUUUUAUUUUUCAAUUUGAAUGCCAUUUCCUGCCCCACGCUUGACUUCUCUGCAGACCAUAAUGGUCUACUAUCAUGAAUCACCUCAAAUAGUGACAUUUUUUUUCUUUUAAAAAAUAAUAAUUUAUUCAAUGAGAAAACUACUGAAGAUUUUGAAAAUUCACUGUAGACUAAAUCUUGUAAGUUGGUGCACUUAAAAGCUAAACAAAUUCUCUUUUUUUUUUUACACACUGGAGCUGAGAACUGAAACAGUCACAGAACAAAAACUGAACUUGACUGGAUGUCAUAUUUGGAAGCCUGCAGUUUAUGUGCAUUAAGCCUAGGAGAAUAAUAUUAAACUACUGUUCCUGGGCCUGCAUGAUGGGAUCGGUUUCUACUUGUUUCUAUCCCCCGUCCCCAAAGUUUGCUGCUCGUUGUCUGGAAAGUUACAGAGUUUGUGACGGAGCAGCCAUAUUGACUCUUCAAGUUAACAUCACCAGGAGCAAACGUGAGCUUCCAGACAUAAAUUCCCCCGAAUAUAUAGAAUAUAUUUUGUAAGAGAUUAUUUUUAUAUAAUGUUUUUAAUUUAUUUUCUAUCUCAAUGUAAGCUAUUUUCCCUUAGCAUUUCUAAAUGUUUAGUUAAAGACUUUACCACUAACACACUGUUCUAAAAAUGUGCCUUUUUUUUCUUAGCAGCAGAACAUAAUAAUGUUUUAAUGAAAUGUGCUGCAUUAUGAUUUGUAACUCAUUUCAAGAAACCUUGCUUUGUUACCAAUAGAGAGCCAAAGUCCUGAUGUCACCUUCAGGCUAGCUGCUGUUCCGCCAACAUUAGCUUAUAUGACUCAGGGCUCAACACUAACUUUUUAAAGUGGUUGCCGACUUGGCAACCAGGCAUCAGCCUUUGGUUGCUGAAAUUGACAAUACGGUUGCCAUGUUUUAAACUGCCUAUAUUUGGAGCAAUUCAUUUCUUAUGUAACUAUACCACACAUUUUAAUAAUGAAACAAUGAUAUAAUUAGCCUAGCUCCACCAUCCUAAGUACUUUCGCUCAAUUUUCAUUUUCCUUCAGUACUCCGUCUGGGUUUGCGGUAUAUUCUUGGGUUUUCUCCAGGCCAAAUAUUUGGCGGUCCAAUCAGCGAACAGAGGGAGUGGCUGAGAACGAUGCGAGCGAAGACAUUCGGUCCAUUGUGGCAACGCUGCCGAAUAUCCAGAAGUUAAAGCCCAAGCAAGAACAAUCUUUGCUGAGUUGUGUUGGUGGCCAUGAUGUUGUGGCCCUCCU